This is a messenger RNA of Anopheles aquasalis, 1098 nucleotides long. RefSeq names its product DNA replication complex GINS protein PSF2-like protein (gene Psf2). Gene Ontology annotation, cellular component: nucleus; GINS complex. Lineage: Eukaryota; Metazoa; Arthropoda; Insecta; Diptera; Culicidae. Gene Ontology annotation, biological process: DNA replication; double-strand break repair via break-induced replication. The record is from RefSeq and is a predicted model, not a curated record.
UUCAAAACAAAUCCUCCCGAUGGAGCCGGUCGAGUUGGAAUUUAUCGGUGAAAACUCACUAGUUGGUGUGAUUCCGAACUUUAAUCAUGAUUCGAUCUAUCUCAUAUCGGGUACCAUCGAACCGUUCCGUGGUGGCACUCCGUUGUACGUGCCGCUCUGGCUGGCGAUCCAUCUGCGGCAGCAGCAAAAGUGCCGAAUUAUCGCUCCACAGUGGAUGGAAAUCGAUCUGCUGGAGGACAUCAAGGAGGCGGAAAAGCGCGAGGCCACCUUCACCAAGAUGCCAAGCUCAAACUAUAUGGUAGAGGCGAAGCUGAUUCUUACUACGGCCCCCGAGGACGUUCCGUCGUCGGAGCAGAUCAAAACGCUCAUCAAAGAUAUUUACGAUGUUCGCUGUGCCAAACUGCGAUCUACGGUGGAAACGUUCCUUUCCAGCGAAGGGGCCCACACGGUGCCGCUGGAGAAUGUGACUGUCUUUGAGCUGCACACCAUUCAACCGCUGUUGCCGCACGCAAUGGAUUAUCUGUCGCGCAUCGAGCAAACCAAAAAGGCCCUGCGAUCAAACAUCACGGCGCACUCGUUCAGCUUGGGUAGCUCUAGUGGCCUCACCAGUGCCAAUCAGCAGAUGAGCUCGAGUGGCCUAGGAGGUUCCGGCUCAGGGGUCAACUCUAGUUCCGUAGGUUUAAGCAGCUCACUCGCUUCGAGACCUUGGUAAACAAUAGGAAGAAGGAAAUUUGCUCCAAAUAUCAUACCAACUAGAUAUGUAAUGUUCAUUUUCGAUAUUUAUUUUAUUAGACGCGGUCGCUAAUUCUUCUUCAUUUCGUCCAAAAGGACAUUAAAAAUUACUUUCUUCCUCAAAGCCUUCUCUAAACAUAAUGGAGUAAGAGUACCAUCAAUUUCACGAAUUCAGCUUUAGCAUAAAUAGCACAUUAUUUCAGAAAACAUUAGUUGAAAUACAAACUAAAUGUUAUAGGUGGAACGAAGAUAUUUAAGUUGAUAGCUUUGUUCAUCUAUCUGCAUUUCUAGUAAAACAGUAAAUAAGUUUUUAGGUAAUUGCUAAUCCUAACUUAAUAAAACAGCAAAAGUAUAUUUAGUUCAUCA